This is a messenger RNA of Tuber aestivum (summer truffle), 5317 nucleotides long. Lineage: Eukaryota; Fungi; Ascomycota; Pezizomycetes; Pezizales; Tuberaceae. The record is from the annotation of a GenBank genome assembly.
ACCAAUUCAUUUUCUUUUCACUUCCUCGAGGUUCAGCUCUUUCGGGAUGACGGAACAGAUUUAAAUCCUCCCAGCGUACGAGAUUUUGCGCAAUCUCCGCCCGAUUUCAUUUAUUUAUUUAUUUAUUUUUGACUUGGGGAACGCAUCGAGAUCACACCCCUCAUCACAGCUUAUGAAAUGUUUCUAGGCUUGCACCCAUGCCCACCCUCCCCGCCCAAGCCCCCCGCUCCCCCGUCUCUGAGCUCACUCGGCUGGGAUUUAGCCAGACUGAACAUGAUGGACAAUGGAAAUGGUGAGGUUGAUGACCAGAGAAGAGGAAGAGAGGAGAAGAGGGGCCACAGUGGGGGGAACAAAAGGGAGAAAGGGGGGGGGUGAAAUGAGCGAUGCAUUGCCACGUCAGCGAUGUGAGUGCAGCAUGAGGAGGGAGCGAAGGAACGAACAUAUUUUUCACGGUACGACCCAGAAGCAGCCAGAGCUUCCCUCUCAGCGAAUGAGAAGCCAGAGUCUGAAAAACAGUUUCUCCCUCUCCACGUUAGUAACUUUGCUCUCGAGCCCAUCAAUUGGGGAGGAAGGCAUCGAGGUGCCCGCCCUCUGCUCAAACAGAGAGCCUGAGGCAGCAUUAGGCAGGAAGAUGCAGCGCAAUCCUCACAGACGUCGGCCACUGACUAAAUUUAUAGUUUGGACCGCAUAUACUACUGUGCGCAAAAGCAAACUCGAUAUAACCACCGGUAUUAGAAACCCACACACACCCACAUGUCUGUCUGCAGCCCUCGCCCAAGACCUCCGCCCCCGAUAAAAAAAUUUUGCGGGCAAUUUCUCCGUCGUCUCUCUACAUGCGGUAGCGCAACACAGGCCUCUUCCGAGCCUUUCUCUCGUGCUUCUCACUGUUUAUCAAUUGCCUUCUUUUCCCCUCCUUGAGUUUCCGGGGCCCGGCGAACUUGUGACCUGCCACGCUGCGAUCGCCCUUCACCCAUUCCUGCAAGAUAUAGCAACAACUUCUGCACUAAAUGGUCCCCCUCUGCGGGCAGACAUUGUGGGCAUUCAUGCAUGCUUCUCACAUUCUGCUGUCCUUCGGCCCAGUGAUUUAACACAUGUUACCUGCUGUACUUAGCCCCGUGCAGACUGUUCCUGGAUUACCGGCCCUCUCCUCAUGAGUUGGCUGUCCAAGUUUAUGGUCAAGGGAGUAUAAGUUACCUGGUCGAAGCAACGGUAGUGCCUUGAGAAUGUGUACCAGAUUGAACUAGGCCAUUCCAUUGGAACGAGGCAGUUCAGCUUAUUAUGUAGUCAAGGGAUGGGGGUAGUACUGAUAUAUAUAUUCCUCGCUCGGUGCGGAAGGGACUAGGGAGCUAUUGGCUAUGUCAACUGGGUGACUUCAUGUCCUCUCCGGCAGUGCAGGUAGUCCUACGGAGGCGAGUGAUGGUAAGAGAACUAAGCAUGCUGCCAUGCUCACUCUCGGGUGCCUCCAUUGAUGGAGGCGGGUAGUGAUUGACUGUCAUUCGCUCCCUCACUUCUAGAGCCCAUAACACCACACCCAAGCAUAUUCUGGCCAACGUAACGUGAGAUACCGCGAUGCAUGUCCCCAAUAUGAAGGAAGAUGAGGGUCAUAAAUUCUAGGCUCUCACAAGGCAAGACCAUUGAGGUGUCAUGGCUGCUGCAAGCAUCGAUUCAAGAAAUAAAUCAGAUUAAAAAAAAUCCAAACUAAAAAAAAAGCCGAUGCUGCACGCUUUCCGUUGUUUCAAUCAUGGACCGAAAGCUUGGAAUUAUUAACGGAAGGGUGGGGACAGGACAGACAGGGUGAGGAAUAGGGCUCUGAUCUCACUCCAGUGCUGCCAGCGAGGACUACUUAUGCGCUGGCAUGAAUCCUGUGUUCCUGCUUGAGUUCAAUCCCAUCGCCUUCUCUUUCGCUGUUGCAGACAAGUACUCUCUGCUCCAUUCCACUUGUUUGGCCUCGUACAAUGUCCGAGAAAAUCGAUAUCGAAUCGUCCGUGAGUUGUCCCUUGAGCCUCUGCCAUCCUUUUUUUUUUUGGAUGGUCAUGUGACGCAGGGAGAAUUUAUCUGAUGGUGGUCUGAUUCCCCGAAUAGUCCCUGCUGCUAGACACGAGCAGAGAUGUUGAAACAGACAUUUGGGCACUUGGCAUCACAGAGUGAGCCGCUUUCUUUUCCCCAGUGGUCUUUGUCGAACGGGCUUCCAGAAUAUCCACAGAACAUGGGCUGACCUGCCACCGGAAGGAAGUCAAUCUCAGCUGAGGUUGUCGGGAAUCCAUACAAUCCUGGAGAUCUCGAUAGGUAUGCGUUGAAUCGAACAGAUAUAUCUUCGAGCACAUCCGCCGACCUCUCGUUAAUGCUACGCGGGCAGAAAUAGGGUUGAUCCGAGCAACGAUGCACAGCCGAAUGAUAUCCCGCAGAAGCAGUUUGACUUCAUUCAUAUACGGUACAAGAGCACUGGAGUGACGGAUAGCCCACGAAUAUUCCGUUUAGCUUAUGAGUAUGUGUCAAUUUUCCGUAAUAUUUUCCCCCAAAACUUUCACGAGUUUUCACUCACUGUUUCCCACUUGGUGCUUCCAGACAGACAAAACCUGGGGGUUGGAUUGAAGUCGUUGAGAACCCUCCCUCAUCUUACACGACUCAUUCACCCACGGGCGAUGGCGCACAAGGAAAAGGAGGGGUGGCCCCAACCAGCUGGGCCGUCAAAGAUUUUGCAACAUCUAAGAUGGCGUUCUGGAUCAAACAGCAGCUAACAGAAGCUGGAUUUGUUGAAGUGGAAGAGAAAGUAUGGAGGGCACCAACUGGCCCCUGGCAGAAGAUUGUUGGAAUCGGGAGGUUGAUCUACUGCCUUCUCAGCUUGAGUUGGAGUGGCAGUAGUAGGGUUAGGGAGAUGGUGAAUUCGGGGGAGACAUACUCAGUCUCUCGCGGGCCAACGUAAGUUUGAUACUCUCUUCCCCCCCGCGUGCUACGAGAUAUCCGUGUUGACAACCUCCCUUCCAGGGUAUUCGUUAUCGCGAGGAAACCUUGAAUUAGUGAUCGGAAGUACUGGUUGUCUCUGAUGGUUAGAGGGAAGGGAAAAAAAAGUACUGGUAUUGAAUUUGGGGAUGUGCAAGAAGAAUCCAGUUGCCUAUUUUUUUUUAUUUUUUUUCUUUCUUUCCUUUUUGCUCCUUGCCCCACAGUACUGGCUUUUUGCAGGAUUCGGAAGCUCAACGUCCUCCUCUUAUUUAAUGAAAUUUUACGAACUAACGUUUGGCGGGCAUCUACGAUCUCUAUUUAGCAUCGUUUGGGGUCAUCUUUCCUCAAUCUUUUCUUGUCCGAAUUAAAAUAAAUAUAUAUCUAAAUAUACUUUCAAACUUCGCCCUUCCCCACUCCCUUCUAUUGAUCUCCUAUACAAGCAUCAUAAUAUCUCUGUCUAUCAUACCAUCUGCAGAGUGCCGUCUAGAAAAUCCACUCAGGGGGCCGCUAGGAGCUCGGACCCGGGGCAGCCUCAAAAGAAAGCGGAAGGGAAAAGAAAAAAGAAAGGGAUGUAAAAGAGAAUACAGUAUUUUAUUCUAACCGGCGAAAGCCGAAUGCGUGGACUAGGUUUCUCUUCCGGCCCUGCGGGGAGGAUGGGGUGAUACAAGUAAGAUCAUACCGGUAGUUUACUGAUGACCUCCCCCCCCAAAACCUUUCCUACACUACACACCGCAUCGAGAACUUUGAUAAAGCGGCUCCACCGUUAUCUCAGCCCUUUCCAUCUACGAUACUUUAUCAUAGGAUGCGGUCGAACGAAGACUGGAAAGCCGCCGUCAAGACAAAGAUAGAUGAAGUUUUGGCCAACGCAAACCCCGCAGAAUACCCUCCUCCACUAUUUCUUCCAGUCAUUAUUGAUCAUACACUACUAAAGCCCGAUGCUACUCCAGCUCAAAUAAAUACAUUGUGCGAUGAGGCCAUCAAAUACGGAUUCAAAGUAUAUAAAACACCAUCCUUUCCUUUUCUGUUGGAAAGAGGGGGGGGUUGAAUGUUUUAGAUGUUGCUUCGCUACAUAUACAAAUCAUAGCUGACGAUGAAACUGUAGUCGUGUUGCGUGAAUGGAUCCUAUAUCCCUCAGGUUGCCGAAAGGCUGCGAGGGAGCGGGGCGAUUCCGUGCGUAGUGGUAGGCUUCCCUCUCGGAGCGAUGAAGCCAAGUGCCAAAGCAUUGUGAGUUCCUCCUUCGAAGCCAUAUCGAGCAAAUAGAGAAUCAAACGACCCCUUCCAAAAAUGGACAUGAACGGUAAUAGGUUCCCUUCUCCACUCUCUCUAGCGAAGCGCAGGAAGCCGUAAGAGAUGGUGCGAAGGAAGUGGACAUGGUGCUGCACAUUGGCCACUUGAAAUCCCAAGAUUACGUCCACUUGCACGCAGACAUAGAGGCUGUCGUCGGAGCGUGUUCACCGAUCCCCGUCAAGGUUAUCCUCGAGACGGUAUUUCUCACCGAUGAAGAGAAGAUCGCCGCUUCUUUUGUCGCCGCUGAGGCCGGCGCUGCGUUUGUCAAGACGUGCACUGGAUUCGCCGGCGGCGCGGCCUCGCCAGGAGAUGUUGCCCUCAUGAAGAGGACUGUUGCGUACAAGGACGGGGCCGUGCAAGUUAAGGCAUCUGCUGGAGUCCGGACCUAUGAGAAAUGCCUUGAAGUUAUCAAUGCCGGUGCUGAUAGGGUUGGAACGUAAGUUUGAUAUCUUCUAGAAAGCGCUGAACGAAUGAUCGAGCUGUUGAUAUCGUAUCCUUUGGAUAUAGGUCUUCCGGAGUAGCAAUUAUGGAGAAAUCCGAUCUAGUGCCAGGAUCUUACUAGGGGUUUCUCAAUUCUUUGUAGGCAUCAAUUGAUCAUUAGUUCUUGUGCCCUUUGUAUACUAAAUGGUAAUAUGAGAUAUGAUGGAUUGCAAAUAUGGCGGAAUCAGGGGGAAGGGAUCACUAGAUGCGCUGAGAGCGAUUUCUGAUAUAUGAGUAGGGGAACCGGGGGCAAAUAGCGUGUUGAGACCUAAUAGGCAAGUUCGAAUUGUAUUCCACGGAAUCGGGUGGAUAUACCGACACUGUGAAUUUGUACCAUUUCACUGGAGCGAAGCUCCUUGCGAGCCUAUGCCAAAUUGCCAAUUGCCUGUGAUAACUUUUUCUUUUCUUCUUCUCACGACUCGACUUCUACCGGUAGUCAAUUCAGCAAAUCAUGGUGCCCUUCCCUCAAGAAAUGUGUCUGCCCACUCCCUUCUAUCUCACGUUAUUCGUGAGAAGACUACUACCAUGUCCCAACCCCCCAUAUGCUCCUCGCAGCGAUGAUCCGGAAGGAUGUGUGCGCCCCCCUUCUUCCUCCACCCAUCGGGUGCCC